AAGGUACGCACUGAAAACGUGUGUACAACUGUUAUUUCUAUAUUUUUCUUACCUCCAGGAACGGGGGAUCUUUCUGUGUUUUAACUUAGGUCUGUCUUUAACGGUUAUUGUCUUUUUCGAGGGGUCACAAACAACCAACAAUGAAGAUCAAGCGACAGAAACAAGCCAAGAAAACUAUUAGCUUCUACAAAUACAACUUUAAUUUCAGGGAGCCUUUCCAGAUCCUCAUUGACGGAACGUUUUGUCAGGCGGCGUUAAAGAACAAAAUUCAAAUUAAAGAGCAGCUACCGAAAUAUCUGAUGGGGGAGGUUCAACUGUGCACCACAAAUUGUGCGCUGAAAGAACUAGAGACACUUGGAAACCAACUUUAUGGAGCCAAAAUCAUCUUACAGCGGUUCCAGGUUAGGAAAUGUCCUCAUUUUAAGAAUCCAGUCUCUGCCUCCGAGUGUCUGCUGUCCAUGCUGGAGGAGACAAACCCACAUCACUACUUUGUUGCCACUCAGGACCAUUCUUUGACUGCAGGCCUGAAGAAGAUCCCAGGGGUUCCUCUGCUCUACAUUGUUCUCAACACCAUUGUGUUGGACAAGCCCAGCCAGGAAUCCCUUGACCAUGUCCAGGCCGUCCAGCUGGGAGAGCUGGUGAGCCCGGCCCAGCAGCAGAGCAUCCGCAGCCUGAAAGAAGAGCAGGGCAUCAGUAACAAGGAUGGAGAGAGGCGAGGGAAGAAGAGGAAGAGGAAACAGAGCAAUCCAAAUCCCCUGAGCUGCCUCAAAAAGAAGAAAAAAGGAGUGCCAACACCGCCGCUAAAGAAGGCGGAGUCAGGAGAGAAGAAGAGAAGCCGACACAAGAAACGAAAGAUAGUGGGAGCCCAAGACACGGAUGGUCCUGCUGUUAGAAAUAACUAGUCUGGCAGGAAAAUAAGAGACUUCAGCGCUUCCUUUUCCUAAUAUACGAGACGUCAAAGAUGUCUGUGGUUGAUAUUAUCCAAAUUAAAGGUAAUGUUACA
Messenger RNA from Melanotaenia boesemani (Boeseman's rainbowfish), 1003 nucleotides. It is a transcript of the gene utp23, whose product is annotated as UTP23 small subunit processome component. Gene Ontology annotation, cellular component: small-subunit processome; nucleolus. The transcript is spliced from 3 exons. NCBI's taxonomy places the organism in Eukaryota, Metazoa, Chordata, Actinopteri, Atheriniformes, Melanotaeniidae. The record is from RefSeq and is a predicted model, not a curated record. Gene Ontology annotation, molecular function: small ribosomal subunit rRNA binding. The coding region runs from base 141 to 902 and encodes 253 amino acids.